AUAAUAUAUAUUUAUACAUUCUAAUAUGGAGCUAUAUUAUAGCUGCAGUUAAAUGUAGACUGGCUUUUACAUGUGGGAGAAAAAGCCAAAAGGUAAAUGUAGCCAAAACCAAUAUACUGUGUUUAAACCUCAAUUAUUAUCAUUUUUUAACUCGUGUACGUUUCUUUUUAGCUUGUCCUUUCUUUUAUUUAUAGUUGCGGUGAGUUUAGCAUUAUAGUAUUUCAGAGAGCACUUAAACGCAACAUAACAACGGACAGGGACGGAGGGACACGCUCGGGACGCUGCUAUGAUGCAGCAAAGGACCCGCCCUCCUCCUCCUCCUGCACUUGUCAAAGGCCACCGAUCACAAAUUACAUCACAGUCGCGCCCACGGACGAAGACGCAAAUUGAUGCCGGGAGAAUCCGUCUCCUAAAUAAUAAAUAAAAUCACCGGACAUUUUUCUCCAUCUAACUUAACAGAGAUAAUUAGUUACCACAAUGCUCCCUUUCAAGAGAACUUUUGAGAGCGAGAAGCACCAGCUGCAGGAGCUCAACAGCAGACUUACCCAGUAUCUAUCCAGAACCAAGCAGCUGGAGCAAGAAAACGCGCAUCUCAUUGCUGAAAUAAAUAAACUGAGACAGGUGAGGACUACCGGAUGGGAAACUAAGUACAGGGCUGAGAUGCAGGACCUGCGGAGAAUGGUGGGGCAGCUGUCGUUUGAAAAGUCCCAGGCUGAGAUGGAGAGGGAGAAGCUAUGGCGGGAGUUGCAGAUGAUCCAGAGUCUGUGCAGCGAGCAGACCGAUGUGUGCCGGGACGUCAGCGGCGAACUAAAGAACUGCGAGCAGGAGCUUCAUCACGCUCACAAAACCAACAGCGAACUCCAGCAGCGGCUGCUGCAACUAGAGAACGAGUAUAAACGCUUAGAGGAUGCACACAGGGAAGAAGUGAGCCGCAUUUGCAGUCAGGUGGAGUCCCGAGUGGCACCCAUCAUCAGGCAAACUUAUCGUGGGCCUCCGGUGGUCUCCGUGGAAGAGGUGCAGGAGUAUGCCCACGGUAUGUCCGAAGGAUGGAUUCAGACCUUCGAAAUGUACCAGAAGACGGUAGAAGACAUGGAGCAGUCAAUUAAAGCGGACCAGGCAAUGCUGAACGACAUGCAGAGGGAAAAGAUGCUGUAUGCGUCCGAGUUGGACAAAUUACGCACGGAAGCGGAAAAACAAGGGCAGAUUCAAAUGCGACUUGAGGAGCAACUGAUGCACAUGCAGGAAAAAUUCCGUGUGGACUACAGUCAGUAUCAGAUGACUAUUGAACAGCUGGAGCAUGAGAGGAAUGUGAUGGCUGAUGUUAUAGCACAAAAAAUGAGAGAGCAUCAGCAGCUUCUCCAGGUGAAGAUGGAUCUAGGAAUGGAGGUUGCUACUUACAGGGCUCUUCUGGAGGGUGAGCGAAUCAGUCUGCAAGAUGCUCAUAAGCGAGUGAAUCAACAUGAAAGAGAAAGAAUAAUAGAUAUCAAAAUGCCUGCCCGACGCUAUACUCCAAGAGCUUCCACCUUAACCACCAAACAGCACAUGGAUGUAAGGUACAUGCCAUCGACUUCAAGCUUGAGAAGAGCCCCCAUCCCUUCCUCUGGGUCCAUAAGUCCGUCUAGGGUCAUCCCUAUUUCAGUUACAGGAAGAGCUCGCCAUCAGAGUCCGGCAUCCAGAAGGGAUAUGAUCUCAUUUAACAAAGCUCGGGCAGCUGCUUCUGCCUCUGCUACUACCAUUACCACCACCAGCACUACAACCAAAGAUAAGCAAGCAGGCCAUAGUGAAAACCAAGUCAGUCGGAGUGUACCAAAAAGAACAGCAGAAGAGCAAACUGUGAAACUCAUCUGGCUCCCACACACAGAGGGCCAGAUGAGUCCUGACAAGUCUUCUACUCCUGAUACCAAAUCAGUAAGAGUGGUGUCACCAUCAAUGAAGAGCCUAGUUACGGAAACCGAGACAGAAAGCAAGAAGUAUGUGUCAGAUGAAAAAGAAAAAGGCCCCGUUGUCGACGGCAAGGUCAAAGACAAAGGAAGAACAGAGUUUACAAUAGGCCCAGCUGAGAAAAAGAUAUUAGACUCUGUGUCUGUAGAAGAAAUAAUUGAGAAAGUGAUAAAACCAGCAGGUUUGGAAGCCAAGGUCUGUUCAGCAGGAGAUUCAAAAGUCAGAUAUCACGUGGAGAAAACUGAGCAGGAGGAUGGCACGACUAAAACACAAAUCGUGCUGGAGUCCAAAGUGGAGGAAGAGCUGGAUGUUUCUCAGGACAAUGCCCUGGAAGAACUGUUGAAACAAGGUGUGAAGAAAGUGUCACUAGAGGACAUCAAGGACACAGCAACAGGAAGCAUGGUCAAGAACCUGCUGAGUGGCUUGCAAGGAGGAGAGGACUUACAAAAUAAGUCAGUCAAUGUGGAAAUCAUCGAGGAACCAGUGGAGUCUUACAGUGAUGAAGAACUUGAGGCUGAGCAGAAGUCCGGGUUGACUUUUCAUGAGCCUUCUGCAUAUUUCGAAGUUGAGGAGCCAGAAAAUAUCCCUCAUGGCAUUCAAGGUAGCAGGGGGGAUGAUAAUGUCAUGAAAUCCAACACAGAUGAGUCAAAGUUUGGAUCUGUACAAGUCCAAGAGGUCUCUAGAGAGAGUGAAUAUCCACAUUUCUCCCAUGAUCAAGAGUCUCAUGAGUAUUUUGUCUCCACACCAGAGGAAAAUCUUUCUGAAUCUGAGGAGGGUGGCGGGAUAACCUCAUAUGGCCAUUAUGGAAUUGUAGAUGACCUGUCGGAUGAGAGGUAUUAUCAAGAUGAUGGCCUUCCCCAGAAAAAAGUGACUGUAAAAGAAAGUGAUGAAUAUGAGUUUAUGUCAGGUGACCGGUUGUUUGCCAAAGAGAGUUUUCCAGAGUGCAUAAUAGAAGAAGAGGUUCGGGUCUCACCUGUAGUGCAAGAGUCAGUGCUUGAGUACCUGAGAGAAGAUUCUUUGGAGCCCAAAGAGCAGCUGAAAGGAGCUCUUGAGAAGCUACAAAGUUCAGUGUCGGGACCACUGAAAGAGGAGUUAGCUUUCCUCACCAGACUAAGUAGUGAAAGUCCAGAGAAUGUAGCCGUCGGUGUCAAAAGAGUGGAACAGUCCAUUGACAAUGGAACCACGACUAUAGUUGCAGAGCUAAAUGUUUCUCAAACCCUGGAAGAAUCUGGGCUGCUGGAAGGAGAUGACCUAUCUGAAGAUCAGAUCAUGGCAGGACUCAAGUCUUCUAACAUAGGGAUCGAGAAAGCCUUCCAGAGUGGGGCGGGAGGAGGAUACAGCAUUAGAGUUUCCAGAGAAGAUAAUGUUGCUCAUAGCGUGGAGUAUGGUGACUUCAGCGACAAAGGAGAAUCUGCAUCUGAAAUCAGUGAGAAACAUUUUAAACUGGGGCCAUCAGACAAGUCAUUUUCCUUCCAGAUGGAUGUACACGGUGGCCAUGACGAGGCUGCCUCAGAGCAAGAGCUGCAGCCUCCAGUCCUGGAGAUGCCAGUGAAGAUUUCACAGGAGAAAAGAAUCGCAACAGUUUACCUUGAAAGCCCUUCUAAUGACUAAGAACUAAAUCUGAUGAUUUUUUUCAAAUUGAAUAAUUGCCAGUGCAUUACGGUAUGUUUACUUAAACAUACAAAGCAUAUACUAAUGGUGAUUGCAGGAACUGUAUUCAUGCUAUUUUUCAAGUAAACAAGCGUACUUAUAAUCCAUAAAACUAGAUUACCUAAAACAGAGUACUAGCUAUUUAGUUAAAAGUAUCUGAUUUUCAUAUAUGAAUUUUUCUUUUUGCCAUUGACUGCAGAGAUCCCAUUACUGAAAUACUCCAUACUAACUACUGUGGGCUAGAUUGUGUAAGGACUGAAACAUCUACAUAUUGUAGCCAUAUUUAAUGGUAGGCAAUGCUGUGUGCUGUACUAGUAUGCUUGGCUUUUCAUAAGGUGCAGUUUGAAUAUCCUUGAUUAUUCUCUUUAUAGUGCUUCAUUUUGUACUAACCUACACUUAACAGCUUAAACAGCUCAUUCUACAGUUUACAGCAUAUAAUCCACCCAACCAUCAUGUCGUGGCUGUACUUGCCAUGAUGUUAAGUCUCCUUGGUCAGCAUUUAUUGCUCUCCGGGUUACAAGGUGCUGUGCACUGUUUGCAGAAUAGGGCUUUAAUUUUUUUAUGUUUUGAGCACCUCUAGAAAAUGGAAUGAUGUUAGUACACAGCACAUGCUGGAACACAGUGGUUUAUAUUAACAAGUCAUUGCUAACAUGUGUUCAAGACUGUUGACCUUGUGACUGAGGAUAAUAUCAUGAGAGUUAAAAAAAAAAAGAUCUAUUUGCUUUAGAAUUUGUCUUAACAAAGCACUUGUGAAGCUUAAAAGUGAUUUCUUGGGGUUUCUAGGGACGGCGCAGUGGUUAGCACUGUUGCCUCACAGCAAGAAGGUCCAGAUUUCAACUCCACCAUCUGGCUGGGGACUGUCUAUGUGGAGUUGGUUAGGUUAACUGAUGAUUCUAAAUUGCCCAUAGGUGUAAAUGUGUAACUGUCCAAUGUGUAUCCCGCCACUCGCCCUAUGACAUCAGGGAUAGGCUCCAGCACCCCCAAGGGAGAAGCAUGUUUUUAAAAAAUAAAACAAAAAGUCUAUUUUAACAUGUGCCAAACAUUUGUAAAUUGCAAACAGUUAAGAUUUUGUUUUGAGCAUAUAAUUGGGGGUAACACUGCAUUUGGAAUUCUAAAUGGUCCCAUUUAGAAUUCCAAACAUGGCUGUCAAGUUGAAAACAAUAUCCAGAUAAAACAAUUAAAGUAGCAGCAGAGGUGUUUUGCAUUAAAAGGAUGUUGCAGUGAUGAAAAAGUAAUCACACAUAGGUUUGAUCUUUGUCAUGUAUAGCACUUAUGGCUUGUCCACAGCUGUUGGCUUUCAGUGUUGGCUCGAAGGAUUCAACUUUGCUCUGACCUACGAGUGUGUUUAUAACCGCACCUAUUUUUGGAUCAUCAGCUUAGCAUUGAGUGUUGACUAGAGUUUGUUGUGUUGUGUAUGCGUUACAAAGACAGAAAUGAAAUAGCAUGUGUACCGUCUGGUUAUUUUUUUUUGCUUAUUUUCUCUAACAGCAGCUGUAUAAUUUACUUCUAACUACUGAAAAGUCUUUGCAAGUCAACUUUCUGGUAUGAUGGUAAAGCAAUCCAAAAAUACAACAUCUGGCAUGAAUGCCAUGCUUUUACAAAUAAAAUAAAUUAGAAGUCAUUAGCAAUCUACAAAAAGAACCCUUCAUUUCAUGGAUUUGUUGUGAUUUACUCUUUAAACUCAAACACUACUAUAUGAGUGCACUAAAGUGUUUGUUAUUAAUCUUUAUGCGGUUAUUAUCUCAUUAGUGAAUGAGUGACUAAUACAGUGUUUAAUAAAGGUCAAAUGGAGAGACUGAAAUCAUUGAUUUAUUCUGAAUUCUUUUGAGACCAUUGCUUAUAUUGGUAUUAAUUCCAGUCCUUAGAUGAAAAUUGCCCCAAUAUUAUAACAUCAUUAAAAAAUAUUAUGUGUA
Messenger RNA from Pundamilia nyererei, 5504 nucleotides. It is a transcript of the gene synm, whose product is annotated as synemin, intermediate filament protein. The record is from RefSeq and is a predicted model, not a curated record. Gene Ontology annotation, biological process: intermediate filament cytoskeleton organization; fast-twitch skeletal muscle fiber contraction. NCBI's taxonomy places the organism in Eukaryota, Metazoa, Chordata, Actinopteri, Cichliformes, Cichlidae. Gene Ontology annotation, cellular component: sarcolemma; intermediate filament; costamere. Bases 478 to 3552 code for a protein of 1024 amino acids. The transcript has 4 exons. Gene Ontology annotation, molecular function: structural constituent of cytoskeleton; structural constituent of muscle; intermediate filament binding.